This is a messenger RNA of Caenorhabditis briggsae, 1398 nucleotides long. Lineage: Eukaryota; Metazoa; Nematoda; Chromadorea; Rhabditida; Rhabditidae. The record is from RefSeq and is a predicted model, not a curated record. Bases 1 to 1398 code for a protein of 465 amino acids. The transcript has 7 exons. Gene Ontology annotation, molecular function: protein binding.
AUGGAGACGGCUGAACGAAGAAGUGCUGCAGCAGCAGCGAAUUCUAGGCGCGCCAAACGACUAGCUCAACAAGCUCACAAGACACAUCCUGUGAUUCAAGCAAAACAAAACCAGAUGUACUUGAUUACAUCGCGAUCACAAGUACAAGUGGAUAAUUCUCUUAUCAAUCGUGUAUUGCCUAAAGAAGUUCUUCUCAAAGUUUUCUCUUUCCUUGAUACUAAAGCACUCUGUCGAUCUGCUCAGGUUUGUCGUUCAUGGAACGUGUUGGCUCUAGACGGGUCGAAUUGGCAACGAGUUGAUUUGUUCACGUUCCAAAGAGAUGUCAAAACCUCUGUAGUCGAGAACUUGGCUCGUCGUUGUGGAGGAUUUUUGAAGGAACUCUCGUUAAAAGGAUGUGAAAAUGUUCAUGAUUCAGCAUUACGUACAUUCACCUCGAGAUGCCCGAAUCUCGAGCAUCUCAGCUUGUAUAGAUGUAAACGUGUUACUGAUGCAUCUUGUGAGAACCUGGGAAGAUACUGUCAUAAAUUGAAGUACUUGAACCUGGAGAACUGUUCCUCCAUUACAGACAGAGCAUUGAGAUACAUUGGAGAUGGAUGUCCUAGUUUGACAUAUCUCAAUAUUUCUUGGUGUGAUGCUGUUCAAGAUCGUGGAGUCCAAGUUAUUAUCACCAGCUGUGUGUCCUUGGAUACUUUGAUUCUUCGUGGAUGUGAAGGACUAACUGAGAAUGUGUUUGGACCAGUGGAGACACAAAUGAGUUCUCUGAAGAAGCUGAAUAUGUUACAGUGCUUUCAAGUAACCGAUACUACAGUUCGAAACAUUGCAAACGGAGCAAAACUCAUUGAAUAUUUGUGCUUGUCCAACUGCAAUCAAAUCACUGAUAGAUCUUUGAUAGCUCUAGGAGUAAACUCUGAACAUCUCAAAGCCCUUGAACUUUCCGGAUGUAUUUUAUUGGGUGACAAUGGAUUUAUUCAACUAGCCAAAGGUUGCAAACAUUUGGAGCGUCUCGACAUUGAAGACUGUUCCCUUGUUUCGGACAUUACUAUCAAUUCACUUGCCAAUAAAUGUGAUGCUCUUCACGAGCUUAGUCUGUCGCACUGUGAGCUUAUCACCGACGAGUCUAUCCAGAAUCUUGCCACAAAACACCGAGAUACUCUGAAUGUUCUGGAACUUGACAAUUGCCCUCAGCUGACAGAUGCCACUCUGUCCAACCUCCGCCACUGUCGUGCAUUGAAACGAAUUGACUUGUACGAUUGUCAAAAUGUUUCGAAAGAAGCGAUUGUCCGAUUCCAGCAUCAACGUGCGAACAUCGAGAUCCACGCCUAUUUUGCACCCGUCACUCCACCAGUCGAUCCAGUUGUCAACCGCGGCGGGAUAUGCCGGUGCUGUGUCAUCUUAUGA